Molecule: messenger RNA, 813 nt
Organism: Besnoitia besnoiti
Lineage: Eukaryota; Apicomplexa; Conoidasida; Eucoccidiorida; Sarcocystidae
Exons: 4
Coding region: 1-813 (270 amino acids)
Source: RefSeq, a predicted model, not a curated record
AUGGCACAGCCGGCCGAAGACCAAGCAGCCUGCUCGCCGUGCUGUCGGCGCUGCCCGUGCGGGCUGCGGCGGUUGUCGUGGGGAGCAUUCGUUGACUGUCUGUGCGGAUCAGAUUUAACCGUUCGCGACUGCGUUCGUCUUCUUCCAUGUGUUCUGUGGUGCUUCCUGUCUAUUCUCUCCUCGGUUCUCCACGUCGUCAUCCCCGUCAGUGAGGACCGGUUUCCCCCUACUAUGCCCAUGUUCUGGGGUUGGCUGUCUGCGCUCCCUGCAUCCGUGUGUGCGGUGUUGAUCUUGCUGUACCACCGAGACGGGAUUCAAGAGCGUGGCAUCUCCAGGGAAACUGCAAGGAAUUUUGGCACCUUUUAUGGCUUCUUUUCGGUCAUGGGCUGUUUCGUCUACUUCACCUUCGUCAUUUCCGCCGUCGUCAUGGUUUUCAGUUGCAACACAACUAUCACGGUUCACGGCCUCUCAAACUGCGACCCAGGGAACUUUGGAUACAACGCGUUUUGGUUCUUCAUGACGGUGACGUGGCUGAUAUUCCAGAGCUGCUUGACCCCGCGGGCUCGCUUCAUUGAGGAGCUGGUUCUGAAGCACGAGCAAGCGCAGGCAGCUGUUGGAACGAGCCUCGCAGUGAUGCCAGGGUCGCCUGGCUACGGCAACGGGGCGGGUGCUGUGGUCGGCGCCGGCGUCCACCCAACUGUUUACGGCAAUCCGGCGAGUGUCGCUGUGUACGAAACGCCUACGGUAUAUGAAAGUUCCACUGGCGUGAACGGCUCGACUGCGUACCCAAAGAAGGCUGAUGCUGACAGCUAG